Molecule: messenger RNA, 1254 nt
Organism: Pieris rapae (cabbage white)
Lineage: Eukaryota; Metazoa; Arthropoda; Insecta; Lepidoptera; Pieridae
Gene: sturkopf
Product: lipid droplet-associated hydrolase
Exons: 2
Coding region: 224-1147 (307 amino acids)
Biological process (GO): lipid storage
Cellular component (GO): lipid droplet
Molecular function (GO): lipase activity
Source: RefSeq, a predicted model, not a curated record
ACAGUUCAGUACGUUUCUCAUUUCUGUUUAGAUAUCAUUCAUCAUGGUAUGAAAAGAUCCGAUUUUAUUUGAUGAUUGAUCAGACAUUAACUCAUAUCAUCAGCAUCUCAAUUCUCAACUGACCGUUUUAAGAGAGCUCAUAAUAGGCCUCCUGAUUAGUGAUUAAUUUAUUACUGAACCGCAGUUCAAAUUGCUGCUGAGCGAUAUAUUUUAAAACGAGAGUAUGAAGAGAGUAUUGAAAACUCUAAAUGGAGUCCAAAGUAGCUUAUUACUUUGGGGUGACCCCUUUAAUAAGGAUGUGGAUGAAUGCAUUAUUUGUGUGACUGGUAAUCCUGGGUUAGUCGAUUUUUACUCUGAAUUUGGUCAAGAACUGCAUAAAAAACUAACAAUGCCUGUUUGCGUAAUUGGUAUUGUUUCAGGACAAGCCGGUCAUGAAGAGAUUUUAGUUAAAACAUCUGAAACUUUAACAAGUGACAGCAAUUCUUUUAAUCUUAAUAGUCAAAUUGCACAUAAAUAUGACCUCAUAUCAAACUACAUAAGUAAGAAGAGCAAAUUGCAUUUAAUUGGACAUUCCAUUGGUGCCUGGCAAAUAAUUGAGUUAACAGACAGGAACCCUGAACUCCUUCCAAGAAUAUUGUCAAUUAACUUACUAUUUCCUACCAUACAAAAAAUGGCAGAUAGUCCAAAUGGAAAAUUCCUUAAUUUGUUCUUAAGAAGAAUAUAUUGUCUACUCUUAAUAUUACUUAAGCUGUUAAGAUUACUUCCAUAUUGGAUUAAUAGUUAUUUGAUAUAUUUAUACUUGUCAUGGCAUUCCUUACCAUCUCAUUAUUAUGAACGAAUAUCAAAAGUCAUAGAACCAAAUGUUAUGGAAAAAGUUUUAAUUUUAGCUUUUGAUGAAAUGGACACUGUUACAAAUCUGAAUAAAGAUGCAAUUAAAAACAUAAAACAUUUAACUAAUGUUAUAUAUAGUAAGACAGAUAAUUGGGCUCCCUUGGCAUACAUAGAUGAUUUAAAAAUGUACGAGCCAGAAAUAUGUUUAAUUGAAAUGAACGUCAGCCAUGCAUUUGUUUUAAAAUCCUCAGAGCUUGUUGCAGAAAGGACUGCAACAUUUAUCAUAGAUAAACGUAAAUCAAAUCUUAGGUCUUGAAAGUAUGGUUACAAAAUGUUGAAUCAAGAUUAUGUCCAAGAAUAAAAGUAAGUGUAAAAGAUUAGCGCAGUGUUAAUGAACACAAAUCAAAUUAUAUUUUAAACCUA